AUGCCGAAUAAAAACAAGAAGGAGAAAGAACCUGCAAAAUCAGGCAAAAGUGGGAAAAGUGGCAAAGAUGGACAAGAAAACCAAGAACAUGAGGUGUCAAACAAAAAAUCGAACAGCGCUCCUCCCCCAGCACAGCUAUCUAAAAUCAAAGUACCAGCACCACAGACAGUACUGAAAAAGGAAAAGCGGCAGAGUUCUUCAAGGUUUAAUGUUAGCAAUAACAGGGAGCUUCAAAAACUGCCAGCUUUAAAAGAUGUUCCUCCUGCUGAUCAAGAAAAGCUUUUUAUCCAGAAGUUACGACAAUGUUGUGUACUUUUUGACUUUGUUUCUGAUCCACUAAGUGACCUAAAGUGGAAGGAAGUAAAACGAGCAGCUUUAAGUGAAAUGGUAGAAUAUAUCACACACAAUCGCAAUGUGAUUACAGAACCUAUUUACCCUGAAGUAGUACAUAUGUUUGCAGUUAAUAUGUUUCGAACAUUACCACCAUCUUCCAAUCCAACGGGAGCAGAAUUUGAUCCAGAGGAAGAUGAACCAACUUUAGAAGCUGCGUGGCCUCAUCUACAGCUUGUUUAUGAAUUUUUCUUAAGGUUUUUAGAAUCUCCAGAUUUCCAACCUAAUAUAGCUAAGAAAUAUAUUGAUCAGAAAUUUGUAUUACAGCUUUUAGAGCUUUUCGACAGUGAAGAUCCUCGUGAAAGAGAUUUUCUCAAAACAACUCUUCACAGAAUAUACGGGAAAUUCUUAGGCCUGAGAGCUUACAUUCGGAAACAAAUUAAUAAUAUAUUUUAUAGGUUUAUUUAUGAAACAGAACAUCACAAUGGCAUAGCAGAAUUACUGGAAAUACUGGGAAGCAUAAUUAAUGGAUUUGCCUUACCAUUAAAAGAAGAGCACAAAAUAUUCUUAUUGAAGGUUUUGUUACCACUGCACAAAGUGAAAUCACUCAGUGUUUACCAUCCGCAGCUGGCGUACUGUGUAGUUCAGUUUUUAGAAAAGGACAGCACACUUACAGAACCAGUUGUAAUGGCACUGCUGAAAUACUGGCCAAAGACUCACAGUCCAAAAGAAGUCAUGUUUUUAAAUGAACUAGAAGAGAUUUUAGAUGUUAUCGAACCAUCUGAAUUUGUAAAAGUAAUGGAGCCUCUCUUCAGACAGCUAGCCAAAUGUGUGUCUAGUCCACACUUUCAGGUGGCAGAGCGAGCAUUAUACUACUGGAAUAAUGAGUAUAUUAUGAGUUUAAUUAGUGAUAAUGCAGCAAAGAUUUUACCCAUCAUGUUUCCAUCCUUGUACCGGAAUUCAAAGACACAUUGGAACAAGACAAUACAUGGCUUGAUAUACAAUGCUCUGAAACUCUUCAUGGAGAUGAACCAAAAACUGUUCGAUGACUGCACACAGCAAUUUAAAGCAGAAAAACUGAAAGAGAAGCUAAAAUUGAAGGAACGGGAAGAAGCAUGGGUUAAAAUAGAAAAUCUAGCCAAAUCAAAUCCCCAGUACCCAACAUAUAGUGACACGAGUUUGAUGAACAGUCCUGUUGCAAUGGAAACAGAUGGGCCUUUAAUUGAAGAUUUGCAGAUGCUGAAAAAGACAGUGAAAGAAGAGGCUUGUCAGGCACAGAAAGAUCAGAAAAAAGAUCGUCCUCUCGUGCGACGCAAGUCAGAACUGCCUCAGGAUAUCUAUACCAUGAAAGCCUUGGAAUCACAUUGCAGAGCUGAUGAAUUAAUAUCACAUGAUGGGCAUUAAACUAUUUACAGUGAAAUAUUAUUUUGAAGGAAAAGUUGUUUUUGUUUUUUUUUCUGGACUCAGUUCUACAGUAGAACUUACUUUUUUGUGCCAUACCAAUCAGUUACACACAAAGUCAAAGCUUUCUUCAACCCAGUUCUGUAGGCAAUAACUUAAUAGAGUAUGCAGCUCAAGAUUAGUAGUUCAAACAAUGGUAAAUUACCCAAUUCCAAAUGCAGAAUGUCGGGUUGACUAUAAUCAAGUGGACACAAUUUCCUGGAGGUGUUAUCAUAGUACCAGCUAGCUGAUAACGUAGUUUUUUAUCUUCAUAUUUGAGAAGAGCAUUCUAUGAACUAUUUCCACCUAAAGAAAUGAAUGACCAAUCGUUGGUACUGAUGAUAAACGUGUAUUUUCAAAAGCAAAAUUAUUUCAGAUUUAAUUAAUAAACUUUUUGUAGGAUUUCUCAACUUUAUAGUUGUUUCCACGUUAUUGCUGUCUUGUAAUAUACCAGCAGUUUUGAAAAUACACAAUUGUUCUUUCAUACUAUAAAACAUGGCUUACAAACUGAUAACUUUCACGACAAUCCUCAAUCAUGAUUUCUUUCUAAGAAUUAUGUAAUUUUUUUUCUCCUUUACUUAGGAUAAAGAUAUAGAUCUAUAUAUUCCAUGUCCUAAUACUUUAUGUAUAUUUAAAGCCAUAUUUUCCAGUCUCUAGUAUAUAAUACGGCACCAGUAUUUGAGAUAUGAACUGGUAAAAGAAUUUUUCCUAAAAUGAAAAUUUGUUUACGAUGACUGGGAAUAGAUUGAAUAUAAAAUUUCAUUUUAAUUUUUUUUCCAAGUCAAUAAAAUACUCUUUCACUGUUUUCUCCCUUAUCUGAGCUUUUAAUACUCAGCAUUUUUCUUGGGCUCUAGGAGUUCAGUAUUCCAUGGCAGAUAUUGUGUGUCAUUUCAGCUGCAUCAGUUUUUAUCUGAAAGAUGAACGUAGCCUUUCAGGAAACAAAACAUUACAAGCUUGUGUAAUUAAGUAAAAUGAGAAAAAGAACAGACCCUUGAAUUCCAUUCUGCUUCUUUUUUAAGAGUCUAAGAGCUGAGGGGAUAGUGACCAUAAUUUUACCGUGAAAAUAUUUUUUGUUGUAGUUGUAAAGAGCAUAUUUGCUGCAAAUACACCUCACAAGUGAACUGAAAAUGCAUCUGAAUUGCUGAUGAUCUUCAAAUGCUGCUAUAUAUUCCACAAGAUUACUUGCAUGUAAUGAGCUUUUUGUUGUAGAUGGAAAAGCACGGGAGGAAAAUCUCUUUUAAAAUAUAGUGCUUUGUCUUCAAUAUUUGAUUUCUCUCAGGGUGGCCAGUAUUUUGACUUACUUAUCCUGCUUACAAGCUGUUUGAAAUGUGUUCUGCUAUUCUAAGUGGGUGGUUAGUUUCUUUUGUCUCUGGCAGUAACAUGAUAUAACUAUGUUUAAUGUCUUGAUGCAUAAAGAGAUAAAAACGUGGCUUCUUUAAAAAUAGUUUUGUUUUAUUUUUUAAGGAAGUAUAACGUCUCCUGCAUCCAUGAAAAUAUUGCGCAAAGCAGACAUUCAUAGUAACCUUGUGCAGAUGUAGUGCCUGCUGUUUGUUGGUUGCAUUUAACAUACAAUUUCCAAUAUUUGUUACGUUGUCUAUUGGAAGAAAAUUGUCGGUGGUAAACAUUGGCUUACAACAACUAAAUUUAAAGACCAACCCAACCUUUAAGUGGAACGUCCACUGCGUCUGAAAACAUUUCCUGUAAAACUUGAAAAAGAAUAUGCUUUACCAUUAGGAUAAACUAUAUUAAAAGAAGUUUAAAGAUGCCUUCUCCUUUUGAGGGAAAAAGGGUGCUUUUUUAAUUGUGUAAAGCAAUGUCUAUGUAUUUUGAUAUACCAUUGUUUGAACUUCCAUCUUUAGCUGGUAGAUUAUCAGUUACCUUUGAUUUUGGGUGUUCAGUAUGUUUGUGCAAGAGGUUGCUGAAAGGAAUUAUUCUUAUGUUACCCAAGGGAAAAAAAAAUGUAUAUCAAUAUUUGAUUGAUUGUGUGAUGCUCAACGUAUAAGAACAUCUUUCACUGUCUAGAUUUAAUUUCUGUUCUUUAUUGAAGAUAAACACUCACCAAAAAGGGAAAUGUUUAGAGACUUAAAUUUCACCAUAAAUUCGUAUUUGAAGUUUGGGCCACUGGACAUUUGUUUAGGCACAUUCCAAAUCUAUUACCACUAAUGGUUUAGGAUGUUUAUUAUCAAUAUUUAUAUACUUAUAACCCUUUAUUAAACCAUUCUAAAACUAAUAUAUCCAAAAUAAAAAUUUAAAAAAAGUAGAAUUUUGGUGACUGUUGUUCUUCAUAAAGUUCUAUGUUUGACACCUUUUCCUGUUCUCCAAAAUUACACCUGUACAUCAGGAAUGUCAAAAGUAAUAUUACAAGUGUCUUUUUAGUGUGGCUUUAGUAUGGCUUCAUUUUAAUAUUGUACAUACAUUGUACCUUGUUUUAUGGUAAUAAGUAAUAAAAAUGUAGACUUCAUAUUUUGUACAGAAUCGUCCUAUGUACAGAAUAAAAAGUUCCUAGAAACAGCAAAAAUAGGUAAGUGGAACAAUUAUUUUUCAUUAGACAAUUUCUGUAACACUGUUAGUGGAAUGUUAAGUUCAAAUGUACCUACAUAUUUUUUAACAUUUUGUAAUUCAAUUUUUUGUUCUGGCAUUGUUUCUGAAGAACUUCAUACACCUGCCAUUUAAUAUGCUUUUAUCUAAUUUUAAAACAAAACAACAAAAAAGUGGUGUAUUAUAUGGACAAAUAAAGAACAUGUGAAUUUUA
Molecule: messenger RNA, 4522 nt
Organism: Anas platyrhynchos (mallard)
Lineage: Eukaryota; Metazoa; Chordata; Aves; Anseriformes; Anatidae
Gene: PPP2R5C
Product: protein phosphatase 2 regulatory subunit B'gamma
Biological process (GO): protein dephosphorylation; signal transduction
Cellular component (GO): nucleus; cytosol; protein phosphatase type 2A complex
Molecular function (GO): protein phosphatase activator activity
Source: RefSeq, a predicted model, not a curated record